Messenger RNA from Sesamum indicum (sesame), 1774 nucleotides. RefSeq names its product phosphoglycerate/bisphosphoglycerate mutase family protein. The record is from RefSeq and is a predicted model, not a curated record. NCBI's taxonomy places the organism in Eukaryota, Viridiplantae, Streptophyta, Magnoliopsida, Lamiales, Pedaliaceae. Gene Ontology annotation, molecular function: phosphatase activity.
AUUUUCAUAAUCAGAGAACAGAGCAUGCUGUCCAUUGCGCUAACACCCCACCUUUUUCCCCUCCAAAAAACCGGCAAAUUCUUCCACCAUCGCCGCCGCCUCCGCCCGGAGGUAUACCCCUUUAGAGCUGAUGUUGUGAGAUCGUCUUCAAGCUUGCAAGAAACCAAGAAACCUCCACCAGUAUCAUCGGAUGAGAGGAGGGAGCUCCUGACGAGCUGGGAAAGUAUAGCUCUGCCGCCGGUGAAGGCGGCCAAGAGGGUGGUCCUGGUGAGGCACGGCCAGAGCACGUGGAAUGCGGAGGGUCGGAUCCAGGGCAGCUCCGAUUUCUCGGUGCUCACUCUCAAAGGUGAGUCUCAGGCCGAGACCUCGCGUCAAAUGCUUCUUGAUGAUUCCUUCGAUGUCUGCUUCUCCAGUCCAUUGAUUAGAUCAAAGAGAACUGCAGAAAUCAUAUGGGGUUCUCGCACGGAGGAGAUCAUAACCGAAUCUAACUUGAGGGAAAUUGAUCUCUACUCAUUCCAAGGCCUCCUUAAGAAUGAAGGAAAAGCCAAAUAUGGUGCAGCUUAUCGUCAAUGGCAAAUAGACGCACCGAAUUUCAACAUUGAUGGUCAUUAUCCAGUGAGGGAAUUGUGGGAAAGAGCUAGAAGCUGCUGGACGAAGAUCCUUACCCAUGAAAGCAGAUCGAUACUUGUAGUUGCUCAUAAUGCCGUCAACCAGGCUCUUGUUGCCACAGCUAUGGGACUGGGCACGGAGUACUUUAGGAUUCUACUUCAGAGCAACUGUGGUGUAAGUGUGCUGGAUUUCACUCCAAAACCUGAAGGGGGAACUCCAGAUAUAUGCCUUAACCGCCUUAACCAGACCCCAAGUUCGCCCGUUGCUGCUGGCAGUUCUGGAGGACGAAAAGCCAGCAUGCGGAUCAUACUCGUCUCUCAUGGAACCUCUCAGAAUGAUGGAGAGCAGGGCGGUAUUCCUUUGUCUAGAGACAGCCCGAUGAACAUGCUUGGAGUAAUACAGGCACAGAAAACUGCAGAGCUACUUCUUGAUGUCAAGGUGGGCAGUAUAGUCAGCAGCAACGCAAUAGCAUCGGUCGAGACGGCAACUGCAAUCUCCAGAGUUCAAGAGGCUGCUGACUGCUUGGGUGCUGAUUGUGUGCCCCGUUAUGUGGAAAUGAAGCAAAUACCCGACCUUGAUGUCGAUAGCAUCCUUAAGCAGACAAAGGACGACUCAAUAAGGUUCCAACCUCUUGAGUCGGGUUGGUUAAGGGGAUACGAGGAUGAAAUAACAAGAGCCCUGUGGGAUAAAUCAGGGGUGGCCUGGAAAUGUCUGUUGGAUGAACUCUCAAAGGCAUCAGAGCCCCAAAAUGUUGUUGUUGCAGUUGCCCAUCCAGCCCUUCUCAUUGCAAUGAUGGGGCAUUGCUUGAACCUGACCAAGGAAUGGUUGGGAUCAUUUCAUCUUGAUGCAGGCAGCGUCAGUGUCGUCGAUUUUCCUGAUGGCCCCACUGGGAGAGGCGUGAUCCGGUGCAUCAACUACACGGCUCAUCUGGGACGCUGGUCGAUUCCCAUCACACGAUCGACCCUCGAUGAUGAGGACUUCUGAGUAUUGAUAUUGAUGUAUGUAUAAAAAAAGGAAAAAGAAAUUGUAAUUUGUGUAGACCAGCAUAAAUACGUGAAAGGAACAACGUUAGAUGCAGCUCCCAGUGUAAAUGAGGUUUGGGUCUCGUGAGACAGGCCUGCUCCCAGUGUAAAUGUUUUUUAUGCAUUUUGUCAUUUUUCUUCGC